AUAUUUGUUUUUGUAUAGUCAUAAUUGCUACGAAAUAAUAUCGUUGAUGUCCCUAAGCGUCGGUGAAACAUUAUCGACCCCGAAGUAUUGAACAACUGCUACCUAGAAUCGAAAAAAAAUUGAACACGAAAACGUGUAUCCCUUAUAAACGAACCCUGCAGCGUAUUAUUAUAAUAUUUUAAUGAUCGAAAUCUCUGUCCCGUGAUUUUGUCGUCAUGUUCAUUUUUGUCAGCGACGGUGGUCAAUAGCAGCAUGACAGCUGUGAUAUCUCGCCGUACGAAAAGCGCAAUGUUCUCGUUUCGAUUAACGUUUUUCGUUCACUGCUACUUCUACAAUAUUUGUUUGUAUUACCAUCUGUUAGUGCCGCCCGUUCGUUCAUUCGACGGACAGAGUAAGAUAAUGAACGAAAAAACCGGCACUGUGACAGAGCAAUUGGACGAGUAUAAAAUCAAUUGCUUGCACAAGUUUACUAAGAAAAAGCUGAACGAGUACGCGUUGGCUCAGUGGAAUUAUCACGUUAACAAAACCGAAGUAACGGAGAACGAGGCCUUGAAAUCUUCCACUCGAUUGUUCUUAUAUCAAAAACUACUUUUAACAUCUGCCGAAAAUAUGUCUGUAACUUUAGGCAUGAACUACGAAGACCUGUUGCCCUCAAUGUAUUUUAUGGAAGACCGAGGACUUUGUCAGCUGAAUGUGAACGAGUAUAAGAGAACUAUAAUGCUGAAGAGGAAACUAAUAACAACGAUUAACGAACUAACAGUUUGCGAAUACCGGAAGACUAAUCAUCCGUGUGACAUAAAAGCGAACGAAAUAAAUGUCAUUAUGGUUAAGUCAUCAGAUGCAGUAGAGUUAAAAUAUUAUUGGAAAGCUUGGCACAAUCACACCAGCUUCGCAGUGAAAAAUAUAUAUAUGAAGUAUAUUGAAAUGUUGAACUAUAUGGCCCAUUUGAAUAAUUUUUCUAACGAAAUUCAUUACUAUAUGGAACCAUACUCAUACAACCAAGGCCAAUUGAACACCGAUCAGAUGUACGAAGGUAUAAGACCACUGUACUUGCAUAUUUACACGCACGUUCGUAAAAUUCUCAGGGAAAAAUUUGGAACAGCGGCUGUGUCUGCCAAUGGUCCAGUCCCCGUCCAUUUAUUGGGUUCGGUAUUGGGUCAACCAUGGACAAAAUUGAUACAGUUUAUAGUUCAAGAACUCGGUAUACACGAAAAUGGCAAAACAAAUUCGAAGACUCCAAAGCGAAUUUUUGAUCAAACUAAUAGAUUCUUUGUAUCGAUUGGUAUGGGAUGUGUGCCAAAAAGGGUUUGGUCCCAUUCAGUAUUUAUUGAAAAUAAACAUUUUUCUAAUACCGUACCAUCAUCAUGGGAUAUGUACGCAAAUAACGAUUACAGGAUAAAAAUGGAUUUUCAAAACACGGUCGACGACGUGUACACCAUGCACAAGCAACUUGGGUUAGUGCAUUAUUUCGUGGCUUACAAAAAACAGCCGAUCGCAUAUCAACAUACAUCCGACCCAGCGUUCGUGUAUGGCUUGAUUAACGCUCUAACAUUGUCCGUACGGUAUCAAGACUUCAUUGGCAGGUAUAACGAUAGCGCAAGCAGUCGGCAAAUCUAUCUGUUGCGGUUGGCCAUGGAAAAGGUCACCGUCCUGCCGUUUGCGUACGCGGCCGACGUUUGGCAAUCGGACACAGGCACGGGGUCUUUUGCGCCAAAGCGUAUGAACAAUCUCUGGUGGAGCAAAAGACUCAAAUACGAGGGCGUUGUUUCGCCUAUUUCCAAAGACAUGGAUAAAUGUACGAAUCCCAAUUAUAAACCGUUUGAUCCGAGUAUGGCGUACGCUGAGGCGAUUGAGCUACCACACAUCAAAGACUUCUUAGGACCUAUAAUAGAAUUUCAAGUAUUCAAAGCUUUGUGUACGAUUUGUGGCGAGUACAAAUCUAAACGCGUGAGAACCAAACACUUGUACGAAUGCAAUCUUCGUGGAUAUAAAAAAGUUGGAAAAAUUAUCAAAUCAGUUAUGUCGAGAGGCUCUUCUACGAAAUGGCAAUUUCUAUUUGAGGCAAUAGUCGGACAUCAACGGAUAGAAAUAGAACCGUUGUUGGAAUAUUUUCAACCCCUUCACAAUCAUCUUGUUAAAAUCAAUCAAGCGACCAAUGAACACAUUGGAUGGAAGUAGUAUUGACAAAAAAAAAAAAGGGCAGAGAUAUGUUGUAAAGAAAUAAAUAAAAAUGAAAUGGUGACAAAAUUGUUUAUUACAAUUUACAAUAUGUUUCCGUACAUCUCUGUCAGACAAGUAACUGCAUUCUGUAUUCUGCUAUUCCGACAAUAUUCGCACGAUGAAUUCAGAUCAUAAUAACAGUGUUGACAUUAACAACAAUAACUUGGAAUACAAAUAACACAAGUCACGGCAAUGUUAUAGUAUUAUGCUUUUCCUGUAAAAAAGUGUGCGUUAUUGUAAUAAUUUUUCUAACCCGCAUUAUUACAGUGAAAAAAUGUAUGUACAUAAGACAUUUAAAAUUAUUUCUAAAUACCAAAAUAAUGGUAGGUACUAGUCCUAUUAUAAUAUAUAAUAGGUAUGCAAUAAGUAGGUACUAUAUCAAUUGAAAUAUUAAAUCAUUACUUUAUUUUCCGAUUCGUUUUUAUGCUUUAAUGAUUCAAAUGUUUAAUAUUAUUGAUGUUUGGCAACUACAAUAUUGUCAAUAUGAGAAGAAGGAUUUCCUGUGUAUCAUUCCUGCAAUUAUAUAGAUGGUUAUUUUUUUUUUAAAUAAAAUAAAUACACGGUAACAUAUAUAAUAUUAUAUAGGUAAAUAUAAAUAAUAGAAAAUAUCAAUAAGUGCAAUGGGAAAAGAUAAGUUUUAAAAUUGUUUUCUAUACCAUUUUAUCCUUGGGGAAUAAUUUAUUUAAAGCCAUUUGCAAAUGGUUCCGUUGUUUUAAACUCAAAACACCAUUUGCUUAUUUUCCAUCAACGAUUAUGCCGUUUCUUUUAAAAAUCACAUUUUUUUCAUCGAACAUUUAUUUAAAAUAAAAUAUAUUAAUAAAUUGAA
Messenger RNA from Aphis gossypii (cotton aphid), 3046 nucleotides. RefSeq names its product angiotensin-converting enzyme-like. Gene Ontology annotation, biological process: proteolysis. Gene Ontology annotation, cellular component: plasma membrane. NCBI's taxonomy places the organism in Eukaryota, Metazoa, Arthropoda, Insecta, Hemiptera, Aphididae. Bases 253 to 2178 code for a protein of 641 amino acids. The transcript is spliced from 15 exons. Gene Ontology annotation, molecular function: metallopeptidase activity; peptidyl-dipeptidase activity. The record is from RefSeq and is a predicted model, not a curated record.